Centropristis striata (black sea bass) is the source of this 2999-nucleotide messenger RNA. Its product is annotated as oocyte zinc finger protein XlCOF28. The record is from RefSeq and is a predicted model, not a curated record. The transcript is spliced from 4 exons. NCBI's taxonomy places the organism in Eukaryota, Metazoa, Chordata, Actinopteri, Perciformes, Serranidae. Gene Ontology annotation, cellular component: nucleus. Gene Ontology annotation, biological process: regulation of transcription by RNA polymerase II. The coding region runs from base 369 to 2552 and encodes 727 amino acids. Gene Ontology annotation, molecular function: DNA-binding transcription factor activity, RNA polymerase II-specific; RNA polymerase II transcription regulatory region sequence-specific DNA binding.
UUCCUCAUUUUUUUAGAUCUCCUUUAUGAACGGGUUAUGGGAGUUUGUGGACAGCUAAUCGGCUAAUUUGUUGUGGCUCUAUUUAUCACAUGCUGGCGACUAUUUUCUAUUUUCUCUUCGUACACAAUUCCCUUUUCCUUUCCUCUUGGAGCUGAAUCCAACACCGAGGGACUCUUGUCUUGUUGUGUGGUAUAAUAGUCCACGCUGUGCCAUCACCAGUUCCUCCUCCCAGGUGAGCGCGAGCGAGUUGCCCAUUAGUGGACGAAGGUGCGUCAUAAAUGGGAAAUGUGUUGGGUAAGCUCGAUAGAAGAUAAGAAAGAAGAAACAGAGGAAUAACCACAGAUGUAGUCGCUCCACAGCCCGCAGCCAUGUCCAUUGAAUACACCAUUGACAUCCAGCUGACAGAGUUGGGAUAUUCAGACCUCCUGCAGCCGCAGGAGAGCUCAGGUCGAGGCCAGCAGCCAGUGGAGGGGAAAGAAGCUGGUGCAAAACAAACCUCAGAUACUGAACAACAACAACAACAACAACAACAUGGUGCACAAAGUCUCCAAGAGGAAGAAGCUGUGAAAGGCAGAGGGAGUGUCCCCACAGUGUCUGCUGGACAGGACAGCAGCAGAGAGGAUGGUGAUUCAGCAGAGAUGCAGCAGGAUGUGGAGGAUGACUCAGAUGACAGUGAGGUUUCAGAGACGUUUGAGGAAGAAGAGAUCGAUGAGGAAGAUGACGACGAUGAGGGGGAGGAUGGGAUAAACAAUGAGUCGAGUCUUUCAGGCGACUACCCCUGCAGCGUCUGUGAUCUCCAGCUGCCGUCUAAGUUCAAGCUGCAGGACCACAUGAACCUGCACACCGGAGCACGGCCGUACUGCUGCGCCGAAUGUGGAAAGCGAUUCUGCCAGAUUUACAACUACCGCGUCCACCUGCGUACCCACGCUCAGAGCCAAGUGGACCGGCCCACAUGCCGGAUAUGUCUGAGAACGUUUGCGUCACAGGAAGAUUUAACAAUUCACCUUUCAAGGACUCAUUUUGAGAACGAAUUCUACGAGUGUGACCUGUGCAAACGUGUGUUCGCCUCCCUGAAGGAGUGUGAAUAUCACGUUCAGUUGCACAAAUGUAAACGAGAUGUCGUGUGUGAGGUAUGCGGCCGCAGCUUCUCCUCUCAGAAAUCUCUCACCCGCCAUCGGAAGAAGACGUGCCGUCGGAUUUUUAAAUGCACGGACUGCUCAAAGACCUUUAUUAAUAAGAACGGUCUCCUGAAACACAGCUUCUCCCAUCUGGGUUUGUUGCCUUACACCUGCGUACGAUGCCGCUGCCACUUCCGCCUGGCCAAGCUCUACCGCCUGCACAAGUGUGAACCUGAACGCAUCCACUGCGUGGCGUGUCUCAGAGAGUUCCUCAGCGAGCAGGACUUCCAGCAGCACAAAAAGGACACCGGUUGCUGGGGCAACCAGGAGCCUAAAGGGGACGAGAUCAGAUGUUUGGAGUGCGGGCAGAGAUUCGACACGACCGAAGAGCUGAAGAAACACGCCGGGGCUCACCAGAGGGUGCUGAAAUGUGCAGAAUGUGGGAAAGGUUUCCGCUCAGCCUUGCUGUUAAUGUCCCACAUGGGCGGCCAUGCUGGAAAGUCUCCCUGCCUGUGUCAGAGCUGUGGACUGGGCUUCCCCCACCAGCAGAACUACGACAGCCACCGCAAGACCUGCGGACAGACACCCAAACCGCCUGUGAGCAACUCCAAGAAACGCCAAGCCUCAAAGAGCUCCUCCUCCUCCUCGUCUGAGCCAAAAAAGGUAAAUGCAAAACCAGACUCAUCAUCAGAGGCAACAAACAAAGCGGCUGAGCCUGCGGUUUCCUUAAACCAGCCUGCUGAACCAGUGACUGAUCCUCCUGGUCCAGAACCAGCAGCAGCAGGAGGCGUUCCUGCUGGCUCCGCUCCAUCAGACGGAUUAUGGAAACUGACGCUCGACAAACGGCCGCCUCCAGGUGUUAAACUGGUCGUGUUUCUUCCUGUCUGUGCAACUCAAAGCAACGGCCUGCCGCUCCCAUCUGCCGUCUCUCCAACACUCUCAGCUUCUACUAUGCAAGUCCAGCCUCAAGAGACUUUUCCUCCAGUUUUAAAGGAACACCUGGGAGGGAAUGCCCCCUUAGACGCCCCUCUGAACCUGGUGACUGGGAUCAAACAUGAUCCAGAGCUGGAAGUGCCUCUGGAUUUAUCUAAGAAGUGUAACUCGUCUAACUGUAAUAUUCUUCGUAUUAAAAGUGAGCCUGGAGAGUUUGAAAUCUCAGAAGAGGCUAAUAGCACAGAGAGACCAGAAUUUAAAAACGACAGCAGCAAAGCACUUCUUAAAGCAGAUCCAGAAGAGACAAAUAGAUCCAUAACAGAUCCCAUAGAUCUCUCCAGUUGUAGUAUUAAUACGAGAUCCUCUGGACUUCUAACAGACAUUAAGAGAGAGCCUCAGCCUCCUGAUAUUGAUCCGUUAUUAAACAGAUCUCGCCAGCUGCCAGAGAGAGAAAUUAAGAUGGAGGUUGAUGUUCCACAGCCUGCUGAUGUAGAGAAUUAAAGUUAAAGGUGUACUAUGCAGAUAGUACACUACUGGUCAAAAGUUUUAGAACACACCAACUUUUCCAGAAUUUAAUUGAAAAUGAUGCAGUUUAAUGUCUCAGUGUACUCUGAAAUUAAUGCACAUUUGCAACAUUUAAAAUUCUUUAUUGAGCAUGAUAGUGUUUUGAAAGUAAAAAAAAAGAUUCAAAAUCACAUUUUAUGUUGGACUAAAGGACUAAAAAAGACACAAAAUGACCAAAAAAAGACACAAAAUGACAAAAAAAAGACCAAAAGACACAAAAUGACUAAAGAAAUACAUAAAAAGACACAAAAUGACCCAAAAAACCCACAAAAAGACCCAAAAUGACUAAAAAAAGAAACAAAUGACCAGACAAAAUGACCAAAAAAGACACAAAAUGACUAAAAAAGAAACAAAUGAGGAGACAAAAUGAUAAAACAACACAGA